GAUCGCGGAUAGACGCCGGAAGUGGUGUCCGAUCGUGCGACAUCGUCUUCGGCAGCUUUUGACACCGACGUUCGGCGAGGCGGACAGAGAGAGAGAACAAGCGAGAGAGAGGAAGCGGGAUAGAAGGGGAGCGACAGAGAGAGAGAGAGAGAGAGAAAGAGAAAGGACGAGUACACGUCGAGGAGGAGCGGCGGCGGCCGCGCGUUCUCUCGUACAGUCUCCUACAGUCGCCGCAACCGCCACCGCGCCGCUCUACGCAGCCGACCAUGAUUUGCGCGGGCCAACGCUGCCCGUUGACAAGCGUGUGAUUACGACGAGGGUCAAAGGCAAUACAUCAAUGGCCCUAGAAUCAAAUGGCAACAACGUGGUGUGGUUGAACACAACCCGUCCUGAUCAAGUACAGCAGAGUCAACCAAUCGAGCAGCCAUUGAAGUGUUCUAUGUUUACUCAAACGGAGCAGACUAACAGUUUCACUCAGACAGAGCAGAGCAAUUCGAGUUACGGAGAUCAGAGACAGCAGCAACCAACAAUGUUUGACCCGCAACAGAUCCAGCAGCAACAGGCUGCGGCACAGGGCCAGCAGUCGCAGCAGCAACAGUCUCAGCAGAUGUAUGUGACAGACAAGAAGGACAAGACUCAGCAGCAACAACAGUCCACUACCUCCGAGUUCCCUUCCUCCUUUUACUACAAUGUCAACAUGCUGCAGAAGGUCCAAACAAACGCGGUGAGCACAAUCAGUGCAAUCACCGACGACAAGGGUUGUUACCGUUUCGAUGUGCAACCUGUUGGUUAUAACACAUUACUGAAUCAGAUGAGCAUUGCCGCUGCCACCAAUGCGACUUUCAAGUGUGACAUUUGUGGACUGGUCUUUGGCCACCUCAGUCUGCUGCAGCAUCACAAACGGAUCCACAACACGACACCCAACAGCAAUCUGCCGCAACAGCCGCAACAGAUUGUUGUACAAGGGCCGACAACAGUGACUGUCGCCACCACGCCAGAAAGACCAUACACCUGUGACACUUGUGGAGCGUGUUUUGCAUUACCUGGAGUUAAAAGUCACAAAACAAACAUGCCAAAACCUAAGGUGCAAAUCUGUGAAGAUUGUGGCAGUGAGGACCCAUGCGAACAUCAUCCAACUAAAGUUAAAAAGACUAUCAAACCUGGUCAUCAUCCCGUGAAACGGAGGGGUGUUACCAGUGUCACCAAAUGUCACAAGUGCAAUGGCACUGGGAUCAUUUUUAUUGGUAAACACGACGAAAAACUAGAUUCCGGAAUCAGUUCCCUCGCAAAGUGUGGCGGCUGCAAGGCUACAGGCCGCAUCGUCAUAGGAAGUGGCAAGCAAAACAGUCAGAAUCAAGCGGAGAAACCAUUUCACUGUAACGUUUGCGAUGGUACAUUUUCUCGAUAUUCUUCGCUCUGGUCCCACAAGAGACUUCACUCGGGAGACAAACCAUUUAAAUGUGAAGUUUGUGGUUUAGCAUUUGCAAAGGCUGCCUAUUUGAAAAAUCAUGGACGAGUUCAUACCGGCGAGAAACCGUUUAAAUGCAGCGUUUGCGGCAUGCAAUUUUCGCAGAGUCCACAUUUAAAGAAUCAUGAACGAAUUCAUUCCGGCGAACGACCGUACCAGUGUGAGGUUUGCGAGAAGACAUUUGCCAGACACUCGACGCUCUGGAAUCAUAGAAGAAUCCACACCGGCGAGAAGCCAUACAGGUGUAACAUUUGCGGUUCCGCUUUCAAUCAAGCCACGCACCUCAAGAAUCACGCGAAGGUUCAUACCGGCGAAAAGCCACACAGGUGUGAUAUAUGCGAGAUCGGGUUUUCCGAUCGCUUCGCGCUUAAACGUCACCGUGCGAUCCACGAGAAGUACGGUCAGACGGCACGGAAUCAGAACGCUAAUAACCCGGCUAACGCACAGCAAGCGAACGCGAGUAGUCAACAACAACAGCCGCAGCAGCAGCAACAGCCGCAGCAGGCGCAACAAGGCCAAGUCGUGGUCGUGAAUGCGACCACUCCCGUCACCGUCAGCCAAGCGCAAGGCCAAGUGAUGCUCGACGAGGUCUACAAGUGUCAGGUGGCCUUCCCAGAGCCUAAAUGAUUCAGCUAGAGAAUACCUUUCAGAAGCUGGUAAAGAGGUUAACUUUUCUAACCUUUUUUUUAAACGGAUAUUAAUCUUGAAAACAAAAUCUAUGAAUGUAUGAUAUUAAGGAUAUAUGGACUAUGUCCUAAGAGAAUCAGGUGAGUCCGACAUGAGUGACCGAGCAGUGCGUCUUUUUUUUCUCGUGUACGAUGACUCGAAUUCUAUGGAAGCAUAUUUGGUGGCUAUUGGUAGUUUGAAUAUAAAUAUGGAUAAAAAUUUCAAAAAAAAAGGAAAAAACGGACAGAAAAACUCUGCGACAUUGCGCGAGUGAAAAAUUUGGUGGAAUGUGUCCUCGGAAGAGUUUGGCUCACAUAAUACUAUAAUCGGACGAUUUCUCAGCCGCCAAGAUCAACGAAGUCUCUUUGUGAAGUAAUAGAGAAAUAUAUCUACCUUUCUAUUUUGUCUUUCGAAGAGGUGGAAGAAUAAUAAUUGAAUCGUAUCGCGCGAUGUAUUUCAUAUAUAUUAGUUUUUUAAAGUGAAACGGAAAAAAUGUAAUUAUAUAAUCGUAUCAUUCUUUCUUAUGUGUGUAAUAAUCGUUGAUUUGUCCUUAAGAACAAAAAUUACACAUUUUGCCAACAUUUCAUUGCAAAUGGCAUUGUGCAAUAGUUUUGACCAAUUUUGCGAUUAAACCGAUGACAAAAUGUGCUUUCGAAUGAUUGUAAUAACAGAGGACUGCGGCGGCGUGUAUUUCGGCGAUAAAAAGCGCAAGUAUGAGGUAUUAAGUAUUUUUUUAAGCAAAUUAGAAAUUUCAAAUGAAAAAGACGAAUAAGUUGCUCGUACAAUGCCCAAACCUCGGCCCUUCCGAUUUUUGCGUGAUAUCAAUGUGGGAAAUAAAUCAUUAGCGCGUCAUUUCGAUGCGUAAAAUUAUGUUUAAAGAUUUUAAUACCGAAACUUUUAUUUAAUUUCGAUCGCAAGAAUCAAUUAUGAACGCGAGAAUAUGGAUAUAUGAAUUUUCAACGGCACUUAACUACGGAUAGCGUGGAACGGAACGACAUCGCGAUCUGUGCGAGCCCUCUUCCGUCCAGUCAUUCGGGAUCAGAAAGCAUCGCAUUAUCGAGAUGAUAAUAACAACGACCACGAUAACAGCGGCGAAAGAGUAGUGCGGCGUACCUAUAUAUAACUCGCUGGAGCUGCAAUAAUAAUAGUGAAUAUCGACCGGCAGACUAAUCCAUUUUAUAAUUUUAAGAGGCCACGAACUAUAUGAAUAUAUUAGUUGAUGAAUAGUUGCUAGUUUAUAACGACAAGUAGCCGAGCUAGGAUAUUAUUCUAUACAUAUAAAUAUAUAAAAUAUAUAUAUAUAUAUAUA
Messenger RNA from Nylanderia fulva, 3443 nucleotides. RefSeq lists its product as uncharacterized. Lineage: Eukaryota; Metazoa; Arthropoda; Insecta; Hymenoptera; Formicidae. Gene Ontology annotation, biological process: regulation of transcription by RNA polymerase II. Gene Ontology annotation, cellular component: nucleus. The record is from RefSeq and is a predicted model, not a curated record. Gene Ontology annotation, molecular function: DNA-binding transcription activator activity, RNA polymerase II-specific; RNA polymerase II cis-regulatory region sequence-specific DNA binding.